Messenger RNA from Prunus armeniaca (apricot), 414 nucleotides. NCBI's taxonomy places the organism in Eukaryota, Viridiplantae, Streptophyta, Magnoliopsida, Rosales, Rosaceae. The record is from the annotation of a GenBank genome assembly.
AUGGCUCAAGGAGUCUGUAAAUUAUUAUGGAUCAGAAGACUUUUGACAGAAUUGGAUUUCAAACCAGAAAAGCCAAUGAACAUAGGCGACAUAAUCCUCGGACAGACGGAGAGCCGCUGUGGACCUAGUGAAACUUGGCUGCAUAGACACAUGCCUCAAUGCUUGAGCAAAGUUCUCCACGGCCACUGCACGAAGGUCCUGGCGUCCGUUAUUCCAAAUGGCCCUAGAGCAAGCAUCUUUUACAGCCUGACGCAGUUCAUCAGCAUGAGAUUCGAGCCUCAAGCGUCUCCUUCAUGGUAUGUUUCUUCUGUUCUAGCAGCUCGGCCCACUCCACAACCAUUUUCACGUUCUUCUGAUCCACCUCAAGCUCACGGUCCUUCUGGUAGACUUGUUCUUGCAUGCUCAACAGCUUAG